AAAAACCAAAAGUAUACACUUAAUAAGCGUUGUGUUAAAAGUAUACUAAAGUUAGUAUAAAAAUGUAAGUAUUAACUCAACACUAAUUAGUUUCAACUGUAUACUUUGUAGUGUAAGUGCUCUACCAAAGAGUAUAAAGCGUAAACCUGUAGUGUUAUUUUUAAACUAGUCAUUAAAUAGUUUUUAAUGGUGUGAAACUAGGACAAUAGCGAAUAUUCGAACAUAUAUUUUGGUGUAAAACCAGGACAAUAGCGAGUAUACGAACACAGAAAAUGCUACCGGAGUAGGCGUUGUUUGACGCGUUAAUGAUGAUUGUGAUUUUAUGCCGAGUCAACAUAUGCAAGUGCUUUGCGCACGCGUACAGAUGCAUACCGCGAAGGAGCUAACGAACUCGACGUACCGCCUUUGUGCUGUCAGAACAGCGAGUGCCUUCCGGACGAUCUCGGACGACGCAGCGCUCGUCAUUGCCGGCCAAGUUCCCCUAUGUGAACUGGUGCGGGAGCCACAGAACCAAGACCGAGGUGAAGAGGAGUGCCAGGAUGCAGAGCGUCGACAACUGGCAGGCAGCCUGGGACAACUCCAGCAAGGUGGCUACCAUUGCGCUAGGCAAUACUGCGGUGAUACCGCGCAAUCACGGCCCCUACUCUUGUUGCUUGUACUUAUUUUAGUCUGCAUAUACGUGUUAGGUAAGGGAAUAUAAAAAAAAACACGAAGGAGCUAAAAACAUGUGUUAUGUGUGUUGCGCAAAAUAUGAAUAUUUGUGAAAUAAUAACAAAAUAAUAUGUGAAAUAGAAAUAAAAGAAAAACAACAUACAACUUGAUUUUAUUGGGUUUGGGAUACCACGAAAAACAAAAUAGUAUAAAUUUUAUACUACAGGCAACGGGGAAAUCGUAUAAGUUUUAUGCGAAAUAGUAUCAAAUGUAUACUAACGAUUUCGAUAAAUAGCUUAAAAAGUAUACUACGGCCCUCUAGAUUAGUAUAAAAUGUAUACGAAAUAGUAUAAAACGGAGACUACAUAGGAUAGCUUUUAUACUAAAUAGUAUAAAAAGUAAACUAUCAGCAUAAAUUUCAGUACACUGAGUGAGUAUAAAUUGUAUACUCGUUAGUUUCACUUUGAUAACUUCGAAAGUUUCAGUUUAAUACUUUCGGUGUCAUAAGGUUAAUACGCAUCUUAUCAAGAUAUUUUUGACACUCAAUAGUUUAGUUUUAAUGUACGAAUAGUUUAGUU
Messenger RNA from Drosophila subpulchrella, 1229 nucleotides. RefSeq lists its product as uncharacterized. Bases 323 to 700 code for a protein of 125 amino acids. Lineage: Eukaryota; Metazoa; Arthropoda; Insecta; Diptera; Drosophilidae. The record is from RefSeq and is a predicted model, not a curated record. The transcript has 2 exons.